This is a messenger RNA of Phalacrocorax carbo (great cormorant), 2817 nucleotides long. Lineage: Eukaryota; Metazoa; Chordata; Aves; Suliformes; Phalacrocoracidae. The record is from RefSeq and is a predicted model, not a curated record.
GGGCGGAGCGGCGCCGGGGCCCGGCGGGCGGCGGGCGGUGGCGGCGCGGGGGGACCCGGAGCGGGCCGGGGCCGGCGGGCCCGGGGCAGGCAGUGACCUGCCAGGAUGGCGGUGCUGGGGGGCUACUGUGAGGGCAACGGCUCCAUCGCCCAGGCCUGGGUCCAGCAGGGCUUCCAGCCCUGCUUCUUCUUCACGCUGGUGCCGGCCGUGCUGCUGAGCACCUGCCUGCUGCUGGGCACCCUGCAGUACGCCUGCUACGUCCGCUUCGGCCGCGCCAUGGAGCCCAAGUACAUCCCCCGCUCCCGCCUCUACCACGGCCAGGUCCUGCUGUCCCUGUUCCUCGCCCUGCAGCCCUUUGGCGGGCUGCUGUGGCAAGCAGGGGGGCUGGGACGCCUCUAUGGGUACAUGUUGCUGCACGCCUGCCUCUGGGCCCUCAGCUGGGGCUGCGCCGUUGCCCUCCUGCAGCUGGAGCAUACGCGGGUGCUGGCGCAUGACCGGACACGGGGCCAUGGCACCGUCCUCCUCCUCUUCUGGGCGCUGGCCUUCGCCGCUGAGAACCUGACCCUGGUGUGCUGGAGGAGCCCGCUGUGGUGGUGGGCGCUGGAGGACAUCAACCAGAAGGUGCAGUUCAGCUUCUGGCUGCUGCGUUACCUCAGCACGUUCAUGCUCUUCAUCCUGGGCCUGAAGGCUCCAGGGCUGCCCCGCAAGCCCUACAUGCUGCUGGUCAACGAGGAGGAGCGGGAUGUGGAGAACAGCCAGCCGCUCCUGUCCGAUGCAGGCAGGACCGCUUCCACCUGGAAGGAUAUCCGGAGGAAGCUGCGGCUGCUGGUGCCGUACAUGUGGCCGAGGGGCAACCACCUGCUGCAGGGGCUGGUGCUGUUCUGCAUGGCACUCAUGGGGCUGGAGCGGGCCAUCAAUGUUUUUGUCCCCAUCUACUACAAAAACAUCGUGAACGAGCUGACUGAAGGUGCUCCCUGGCACACCCUGGUCUGGACUGUCUGCAUCUACGUGGGGCUGAAGUUCCUGCAGGGUGGAGGUGCUGGCUCCACCGGCUUCGUGAGCAACCUGCGCACCUUCCUGUGGGUGUGGGUGCAGCAGUUCACCAACCGGCAGGUGCAGGUGCAGCUCUUUGCUCACCUGCAUGGCCUGUCCCUGCGCUGGCACCUGGGGCGUCGCACCGGUGAGGUCCUGCGCAGCGUGGACCGGGGCACCAGCAGCAUUAACAGCCUGCUCAGCUACAUCGUCUUCAGCAUCAUCCCCACCAUUGCGGACAUCAUCAUUGGCAUUGUUUACUUCACCUCGGUCUUCAGCGCCUGGUUUGGCCUCAUCAUCUUUGUGUGUAUGAGCCUCUACCUGACUCUGACCAUCUUCAUCAGCGAGUGGAGGACCAAGUACCGGCGAGACAUGAACACACGGGACAAUGAGGCCAAGUCCCGGGCUGUGGACUCACUCCUCAAUUUUGAGACGGUGAAGUACUAUAAUGCGGAGAGCUACGAGGUGGACCGCUUCAACAAUGCCAUCAUCAAGUACCAGGUCUCGGAGUGGAAGGUCAGUGCCUCGCUGGGCCUCCUCAAUCAGACCCAGAACAUGGUCAUCGGCCUGGGGCUGCUGGCGGGGUCCCUGCUCUGCGCCUACUUCGUCACCGAAAACAAGCUGCAGGUGGGGGACUUUGUCCUUUUUGGCACUUACAUCAUCCAGCUCUACACGCCACUCAACUGGUUUGGGACUUACUACAGGAUGAUCCAGAACUCCUUUGUGGACAUGGAGAACAUGUUUGAGCUCUUCCAUGAGGAGCAGGAGGUGAAGGAUGCGGUGAACGCUGGCAACCUGCGCUUGGAGACCGGGCGGAUCGAGUUUGAGAAUGUGCACUUCAGCUACGUGGAUGGGAAGGAAAUCCUGCAGGAUGUCUCCUUCUCUGUGAUGCCCGGGCAGACCCUGGCCCUGGUGGGACCUUCAGGUGCAGGGAAGAGCACCAUCAUCCGCCUGCUUUUCCGCUUCUAUGACGUGCGGAGUGGCUGCAUCCGCAUUGACGGGCAGGACAUCUCCCAGGUGAAGCAGGCGUCGCUGCGCACUCACAUCGGGGUGGUGCCCCAGGACACGGUGCUCUUCAAUGACACCAUCGCCAACAACAUCCGCUACGGACGGGUCCUGGCCACCGACCAGGAGGUGCAGGAGGCAGCCCAGGCUGCUGACAUCCAUGACCGCAUCCUUUCCUUCCCUGAAGGAUACAACACCCAGGUGGGGGAGCGGGGACUGAAGCUGAGCGGGGGAGAGAAGCAACGCGUCGCCAUUGCACGCACCAUUCUGAAGGGUCCCCGCAUCAUCCUGCUGGAUGAGGCCACGUCUGCGCUAGACACAGAGACUGAAAGGAACAUCCAGGCCUCCCUGGCCAAGGUCUGCGCCUACCGCACCACCAUCGUUGUUGCACAUAGGCUCUCCACCGUGGUGGGUGCAGACCAGAUCCUGGUGCUCAAGGAUGGGCGUAUUGUGGAGCGAGGGAGGCAUGAGGAGCUGCUGCAGAAGAGUGGUGUGUACGCUGGCAUGUGGCUGCAGCAGCAGGCCAGGGAUGAAGGUGAGAGCAAGGAGCGCCGCACUGAGAAGCCCCCGGGCAGCAAGAAAGGGCCUUGAGCAUGGCUGGGGUCUCUGCUGUGACACGGACCCAGGGCCCAGGCCCCCACGCUGCCAGGAAGCUCCUUUGCCAGCUGCAGGCCAAGGCCCCGCAUGCCCUGGGAGCUGCAGGGGCUGGGUUGGACACUCCACUACAUUUGUACGUGUUUGUUUUGCUGUUGUGUAGUUUCUUAAACCAGGUCCUUCCCA